This is a messenger RNA of Rana temporaria (common frog), 1197 nucleotides long. RefSeq names its product putative nuclease HARBI1. The transcript has 3 exons. Bases 78 to 1079 code for a protein of 333 amino acids. NCBI's taxonomy places the organism in Eukaryota, Metazoa, Chordata, Amphibia, Anura, Ranidae. The record is from RefSeq and is a predicted model, not a curated record.
CGAUUCCCCACCCUUUACAUCAUGAGUCCCCAUCUAAGUCUCGUACUUUCCCUGAUAAAUUUCAGCGGUAUGUGCGGAUGGCUCCCUCUAGUUUUGAUGUCCUCUUGGAGAUUGUUCGUGAUGACAUCCAGCGGCAGGAUACGCACCUACGGUUCGCAGUGUCGCCAGAACAGCGCCUUGUGGUGACCCUAAGGUUUUUGGCGAGUGGAGAGUCCUUUUCUUCGCUCCAUUACCAAUUCAGAUUGGGGAAAUCCACCAUCUCUACUUUGGUACCACAGACAUGUGAGGCGAUAUGGAGGAACCUUCAACGCCAGUAUCUUCUAGAGCCAACCACAGCAAUUUGGAAUGAAGCAGCAGAGGGAUACUGGAGACACGCCAACUUUCCAAAUUGCGUUGGUGCACUAGAUGGAAAACAUGUCAGAAUCAGGAAGCCCUCUGGUAGUGGCUCUUUAUUUUACAAUUACAAAAAAAAAAUUUCCAUCAUACUAAUGGCAAUCUGUGAUGCCAGCUACAAAUUUUUGGCAGUUGACAUUGGGGCCUACGGUCAGAACAAUGAUUCACGUGUGUUCAAGGAGUCUAACCUUGGCAAAGCCCUGUAUGCUGGCACAUUCCAGAUUCCAGGACCCAAACCACUACCGGGUAUUGAUGGACCUGCCCUGCCUCAUGUGAUAGUGGCUGAUGAGGCCUUUCAAAUUGCGGAAAACUUGUUGAAGCCAUGCUCAGGGAGAAGAUUUAAUGCCCAAAGGCGUGUCUUUAAUUAUAGAUUGACACGUGCACGCAGGUAUGUGGAAUGUGCUUUUGGUAUCCUCACUAAUAAAUGGCGCAUACUUACCACCAGCAUUCAAGUAAAGCCGGAAUCCGUGGACUCUGUCAUUAAAGCUUGUGUGGUUCUGCAUAAUUUUGUAAUAAAUUUGGAGCCAGCGUCCAUCCCCACCAUGGAGGAAAUAGCAGAGGUUCAACUUUUUGGACUGGAGCCUAACCCAAUCAGAUCAAGUGUUUCAGUGAUGCAGAUACGUGAACAGUUUUGCAACUACUUUUCAUCAGAGCAAGGUGCAUUGCCAUGGCAGCAUACAAUAUGAAUAUUGCAAGAGACAACUGGAAAUCCCAUACCUGCAUUGCUGAAACAUCACAAUUGUGUCCAUUGUAUUAUAGUUCUAUUAUGUUUUUGAAUAAAACACCACACUGUUAAACUUUAAA